Molecule: messenger RNA, 1073 nt
Organism: Colletotrichum scovillei
Lineage: Eukaryota; Fungi; Ascomycota; Sordariomycetes; Glomerellales; Glomerellaceae
Exons: 3
Coding region: 138-953 (271 amino acids)
Source: RefSeq, a predicted model, not a curated record
CUUGCAACAUAUAUAUGUGCAAUUGCAACAUCCCGCGUUAUCUUAGCUUUGAUCGUAUACACUUGACAUCAUAGUCCCAAUAGUUUCCAUCUAAAACCAUUGUUUACCCUACUCCUAUCUCAUCCCAUCCCAUCACAAUGGCUGCAGCACGUCCCACUGGUCUCAUCGCCAAGAAGGGCAUUGAGCUCUUGACAUUCGGCACACCGAAUGGCUACAAGGCUAGCAUCAUCCUGGAGGAACUGAAGGAGGCUUACGGGCUCCCUUUCGUGGUCCAAAGCAUCAAUAUCAUGCAAAACAUCCAGAAGGAGCCAUGGUUCACGUCACUCAACCCCAACGGCCGCAUCCCUGUCAUCGUUGACCAUGACAACGAGCAGCUUGCUGUCUUUGAGGGCAGCGCCAUUCUCAGCUAUCUGACGCGCAAGUACGACACUGAGCACAAGUUCUCAUUCGCCCUCUCAGACAAUGACUACACCCGAGCCGAGUCUUGGAUUGGCUGGCAACACGGUGGACUGGGACCCAUGCAAGGUCAAGCGAACCACUUUGUGAGGUUUUCCAAGGAGAGAAUCCCCUACCCCACCCAGCGCUACGUCGGUGAGACGGAGAGACUGUUUGGCGUGCUGAACACGCACCUCGAUAAGCGGGACUUUGUCGUCGGUCCGGAUCGCGGACGCUACAGCAUCGCUGAUAUCUCAAUGAUUGGGUGGGUGCAAGGCGCUCCCAUGGCAGGCGUGGAUAUCUACCAGUUCCCAAACGUCAAGGCUUGGUUGGACAGAUGCUAUGAGAGACCUGCUGUUCAGCGAGGUAUCCAGAUCCCCAGCUCUCCGUACAUGUCCGUGGCUAGCAUGGAGCAGAGACUGAAGGAAGAAAAGGACCUUGUUGAGAGUGAAGCUGAGGUCAAGAAGCAAGUUGAUGAUGCGAAGAAGGCUUACGGUUACGUCUACUCAUCACCUUAGAUUAUGGGUGGAAAACAUAAGUCGCCUUCGGCCUUUGUAUGGUAGUGUUGAACAGAGCUUUUGUGACAGGAGAGAAAUUGUAAAGCGAACUUCACUUUGAAUGGAGAUAAAGUGCAACGC